This is a messenger RNA of Staurois parvus, 1078 nucleotides long. Lineage: Eukaryota; Metazoa; Chordata; Amphibia; Anura; Ranidae. The record is from the annotation of a GenBank genome assembly.
AAUACACUUAGUGGAAAGGAUUUGGGUAGGAGUGUAUGGGAGCCACCACAAUUUAGAGAAUUAGAAGAGAGCACGAGUGUAUACACGAGGAUUGUAAUAAGGGGAGUGGGAUAAAAUACACAAACAGAGGAAAUGGGGUUUUAAUUCACUAUUAAUGUCACUAAGAAAUUCAGAUUUUUUCCCCCCAGGUAAAGAGGAAAUUUCAGGUAGAUGGAUUAUAAAGGAAGACGCUCAGCUGAGAGAUAUAAUGGAGGGGGUAAACUUAAGAACACUGAAGGAUUUGAAAAAGGAAGAGGGAAGGAUUUUCACUGGAAUAGAUAUAUGGAGAUAUAAUCAAUUAAAACAAUUCGUGGAGAAACUGACGAAGCCCCUUAGAACUAGGAAAGAGUGGAAUGAAUUUGAGAAAUACUUAGAAGACCGAGGUGACGGGAAACACAGCACUGCUAAAGCAUAUAAAGCUCUCACGGAUUUAGAUAGUAAGUUUAAAUUAAAGUAUAUAGAAAAAUGGGAAAAGGAUUUAGGAGUGGAGUGGGAAGAGCACACACAGAGGAAAAUAUAUAGAAUGGUACACGAAAAUAUUAGUAUGCGUGAAGUGGAAAUGAAUUUUAAAUGUUUGACAAGGUGGUAUGUUACACCGGUGAUAGAGCACAAGAUGAGGGAGGAGAAACAACCAUGGUGUUGGCGAGGAUGUGGAGGAUUGGGCACGAUGUAUCAUAUAUGGUGGGAAUGUCCAAAAAUACACAUAUAUUGGGAAAAAGUUAUAAAUCAAAUCACGAUUAUCACUGGAAUGGAGAUAGGAUUGGACCCCGAAAUCUGUCUUUUCCAUAAUUCAAUAUUAUCUGGAAAUAAAUAUAAAGAACUGGGUAUAUUGAGCUACCUAAAUGCAGCAAAAAGUCUGAUUCCUAAGUUUUGGCGUAAAGUUGAGGCACCGAGGGAAGAUGAUUGGAUGAAUAGAGUGGACCAGAUUGCUAGAUUGGAAAAACUCUUUUAUAUACAGGAAGAUAGGAUGGUGACAUAUCAUAUGAAAUGGGAGAAAUGGGAGGAGUUUAAAGUAAAGCUAAAGAAAGGUACUGAGUAA